Myxocyprinus asiaticus (Chinese sucker) is the source of this 1806-nucleotide messenger RNA. Its product is annotated as UPF0461 protein C5orf24 homolog. The coding region runs from base 354 to 956 and encodes 200 amino acids. The record is from RefSeq and is a predicted model, not a curated record. The transcript is spliced from 2 exons. Lineage: Eukaryota; Metazoa; Chordata; Actinopteri; Cypriniformes; Catostomidae.
UAUGAGCGCUUAAAUACUCCCAACAACAACAGAAGUGUCUUGUGGGCCGACACCAAAGGCAGUAUAAUUCUCACCAGCAGCUGGCGCAUGCGUAUUAGCUAUUCUUACUAUUGUAUUCUUUUUUUUCUAGUGAAAAUGGCUGCCUUUCAGCUUUAAACAUCAGCAGCUCAGGGAAAAAAUACUCAUUCCACAAACAGGAAUUAUCACGAUCCUUAAGGAAGCAAAUCUUGUGCGGCUUAAGUAUGGCCAUAUUCCUGCGUAAAUAACAUUAUGCUUUUGGUUUCAAGGAUGGAAGAAAUAUCUGUUUCAUAUUUAACCCUUUACAUUCCGUGAUCCGCGUUCCAGAUGAGAAAAUGAUGCACCAAGUAGCCAGCAACAGCAAUGACUAUGGUCUGGGUAGCAUUGGGGAUGAUGGGCAACACCCGGCCAGUCACUUUGAGUUGUGCAGCUCCCAAUCCAACAAAUUUUACCCCUCUGCCCCACCUCCCUCGCUACAACUGCCACUCCCAAACUUGUCCCCCUUGCCACAGGGCCUGAUUAAGCCCAUGUCUUGCCAGAUGCAAGACUCCCAAAAUGAGUUUCACUCCCAAGCCGUUCGAAUGAGGGGUGCCGAGGCACCAGAGGGCUCCAAGAAAAAGAAGGGCCUUGGAAAGUCUGGACGUCGAGGCAGGCCCUCGGGUACCACUAAGUCCGCAGGCUACAGGACAAGUACUGGACGACCGCCCGGGACCACCAGAGCUGCGGGUUUUAAAACCAGCCCGGGAAGGCCACUGGGCACCACCAAAGCUGCAGGCUACAAGGUGAGCCCAGGUAGGCCCCCAGGCAGCAUCAAGACUCUAGCAAGGCUUAACAAACUGGACUAUGGUGCUUGCAAUGGUGCACCGUUCCCUUACACCAUGAUGCAGAAGAGGGCCUUGUGUGAAGCCACUGUAAAGGAGAAAGACACUAAUGAGUGAAGACAGGCUUUUGUAUUUAUUGCAAGGGAUGUGGGUGCAUGUCCAAAGUAACAGUGAAUUGUAUUUGCACAGCCAAACUCUUGCAAGGAAAAAAAGAAGAUGGAUUUUGAUACUUAAACUCACGUGUAUGUGCCAGUGUUAUUCAGUCGAUCCUUUUGUCUAUCCUUUUUCAAAGACCAUUAGCAUUUCUCGCUUUGACGUAUGUUAUCCUAUUGUACAGACGUGCAUGGCUGUAGUAUUGUGAAAUAAAGUUACAGUAUUGAAACAGAUAUUAAUCUUUUUGGUCCUUAGAAUUUGCUCAUGUGAAAUGUAGAAAGAACCGCAUUUGUAUUGUUAAACAUUGAAUUUAAUCUUUUACUUAAUGCUUUUGAUGUAAAGUUACUGCUUGGAACACACAUGGUCUGUUUUUACUCCAGAUUUUAGGACACAGCGUUUGAUUUUACAUAAGAAUUACCCUGUUCACCUGAUGUGUGUGAAAGUGCUAUGUUUGUAAUGUCUUAGUAGUAUAAUUGCCUUUUUUGUAUUGUUGCUGUUGUAUUUAUGAAUUGUCUGGUGCCCUUUUGAGGAUAAUGUGGUUUUUUGAUAAAAAAAAAAGGUCAAGUCUCAUGUUUCAGUGACAGCAUAACAAUGCCCUUUAAUGGAGCUCUUGUAAACAUAACUGUAUGUUUAUAUCAGCCAAUGUGUUCACUUACACUCUUAAUUAGUCAUGCCGAUCAGUGAUCAAACCUAAAAUACAUGUUGCUACACUUUUUUUUUUUUUGUUAACCACUAAACUAGAACAAGUCAGUUUUGUAUAAUUAAAUACACCUGAUCUGCUAAAAUUAAAAAAAAUUAAAUAAAGUAUCACUGC